UUUGUUUUUGCUGUCACAAGGACUCACUGACAUUGUUGAGAAUUGGGCCAACCAGCAAUAUACGGCAGUUUUUUCUUAUCUCAUCAGGGAAUUCAUGCCCAUUUCGGAUAUGCAGUCCAUGACGUCUAUUCGUAGAACUUUAGUCUUCUUUGACCUGGAGACCACGGAAUUGGAACCCAGCAGGGGUGAUAUCAUCCAGCUGGCGGCCGUCAGCGGAGAUCACACCUUCAACGUGUACAUGAUGCCCGAGGUCGCCAUCGACAAACGGACCACGGCGGUCACAGGCUUCAAGGUCGAAGAUGGCGAACUCCUCCAGGACAAUAUGUCAGUAUCUCAGAAGACCUUCACCUUGCACCAGGCCCUGACCUCCUUCAUCGCCUUCCUGCGGUCCUUAAAGCAGCCCGUGCUGCUGGCUGCGCACAACGCCAAAUACUUUCACAGAUGUAAACUGGAAAAAGAGCUAUAUAGGUGUGCCCUCACUGAUCAGUUCAAGCAGCUGGGCUGCAGAUUUUUGGACACCUGGCAACUCAGUAAGGCGCUCUUUCCGGGGUUAGGCAGCUAUCAACAAAAUAAUCUGUCGUACCCCUUCCUGGGAAAAAUCGACAUUGCCCACAAUGCAUUUAAGAAUGCUAGGGCUCUGCAGGAGCUGUACGGUUGUUGGAAUCCCGACGAAGAGUCUGUCAUUCUAUGUUCAUUCUAGCAGCCGCUAGAUCUAUUUGGUGUUGUUGUUUAAUAAACUAAGCUCAAAAUCAACCAAUCGUUGUUAAUUGUCUCAUUGAAGGUCAAUGUAUGGCCCUAUGCCAUUGGUUAGUCUACCUGUAUUCCCCAUACCUUUAAGCCUACCAGUAGUGGACAGCACUAUUUACUGUGGAGUUAAAAAUAAUAAAAAGUGAAUAUUCUUUUUGCAAAUGAUGAUAGACCGACUAAUAAUGCCACCUCAUUGUGCUUUUCAAUUAAGAAAUGUCGAAUAUUAUUUCAUAAUAAAUGUGGCAAAGAAAAUAGAAAGUUUUUCAGUCAGGUGUGUGAGGAUUUCAGUGAAAAUGGAAGGCGAUUGAAGA
Gadus chalcogrammus (walleye pollock) is the source of this 1058-nucleotide messenger RNA. Its product is annotated as 3'-5' exonuclease DinG-like. The record is from RefSeq and is a predicted model, not a curated record. Lineage: Eukaryota; Metazoa; Chordata; Actinopteri; Gadiformes; Gadidae. Bases 95 to 700 code for a protein of 201 amino acids. Gene Ontology annotation, molecular function: nucleic acid binding; 3'-5'-DNA exonuclease activity. The transcript is spliced from 3 exons. Gene Ontology annotation, cellular component: cytoplasm. Gene Ontology annotation, biological process: DNA catabolic process.